Molecule: messenger RNA, 3621 nt
Organism: Plodia interpunctella (Indianmeal moth)
Lineage: Eukaryota; Metazoa; Arthropoda; Insecta; Lepidoptera; Pyralidae
Exons: 2
Coding region: 1-3621 (1206 amino acids)
Molecular function (GO): zinc ion binding; nucleic acid binding
Source: RefSeq, a predicted model, not a curated record
AUGGCAGAUAAGAAAACUAAACAGUAUGCUACACAGAUGAUUCAGAAUUCAGCUAAGAUUGAUAAAUUACUUUCAAAUUCGAAAAAAUGUGCUAAGGAUAAACGAACGAGAGGGUUCUUGGAUUCUCGUAUGGAGGCGUUAAAGGAUUAUUGGGCUAACUAUACCAAGAAUUAUGAAACUCUUUCCGGACUUGUUGAUGCUGAAACUUUGGAAUCGGAAUAUAGCUUGAAUUUAGAGAAAAACUUUGAACAAACUGAGGAAUGCUACCUAGAGUUAUUGUCUUGGCUUAAGGAUAAAUUAUAUGAACUAAAACUUGAUCAAGGUGAAACCUCGAGUUCAAAUACAUAUUCAGACGAUCCAAAGAUUAAGACAAAGCUCCCACCGAUUUCAAUACCUCAAUUUUCGGGCGAUUAUAACCAGUGGAUGAGUUUCCGAGAUUUAUUUCGCUCUCUGAUUCAUGAUAAUAAUCGUUUAACUAAAAUCGAAAAACAUCAUUAUCUGAAGUCUAGCUUGUCUGGAGAAGCUGAACAACUUCUAAGGAAUUACUCGCUAACUGAAGCUAAUUACGAUGACGCGUGGAGAAAAUUAAAUGAUAGAUAUGAAAAUAAAAGAAUGAUUGUAAACAAUAUCCUGAGUCGAUUUUUAAGUCAAAAGACACUCACCUCGGAGUCUGCGAAGGGGAUAAAAGAUCUUUUGGAUACCUCAAGCCAAUGUCUCACGUCCCUUACAAACUUGAAUAUCGAUUCCUGGAAUGCAAUCGUCGUGCACAUAUUAGUCUCAAAAUUAGACCUUGAAUCUCGCAAACUUUGGGAACAAUCUUUAGAAAAUUCCAUAGAAAUUCCUACAUAUGAAGAUUUAAACAGUUUUCUUGAGAAACGAUUCCGAGCUAUGGAAAUGGUCAGUUUAUCACAACCUCCACCAAGAAGUACUACAAAACUCACUCAACAAACCUCUAAAGUAACUAAUGUCAAAAGCUUUGCUACUGAAAUUGAUACUACUUGUACUUACUGCUCACAAAAACACUACGUUUGCCACUGUAAAGGUUUUGCCUCUCUCCCUGUGAAUGAACGUCAAGAUUUUAUUAAGAAAAACAACAUAUGUUUUAACUGCCUAGUGAAAGGUCAUUCUGUGUUCAACUGUAGACAGAGUACCGUUUGCAAAAAGUGCGGACGUCGUCAUCAUACUUUACUGCACCUCACCGCACCUAAAGAUGAAAGGUCUGUUGAACCUGAUCAGGAGAAAGAUACCUCAAAGGGAAAUAUCACUGUGCCUAAGACCUCUUGCAACAUUAGCGUGAACCUGAAAGCUGAAACAAAAGAUGAUCGGGUUAUUCUAGCUACUGCUUUAAUUAAUGUGGAGUCAAAGAACAGGGGUACUUACGUGUUACGAGCCCUUGUUGAUCAGGGGUCACAAGGUUCAUUUAUCUCCGAGGCAGCUGCCCAGUUGUUGAAACUUAAUCGCACUCCAGUUACAGGGAAAAUCUCUGGAAUUUCUAAUACAUCAGUGGUAACUACAAAGUCUAUGGUCACACUUACAGUCCACUCCACAAAGGAUCAAGCAUCAACCUUCAAGGUUAAUGCCUAUGUUCUAAAGAAACUUACCUCAUUGUUGCCUUCCCGCGAAUUUCCACAAGAUACUUGGCCUUCAUCUAAGCAAUUGGAUCUUGCUGAUCCAAAUUUUCACAAGCCAGGGUCUAUAGAUGUUCUUCUCGGUGCCGAUGUGCAUGCAUACAUACUUCUGGAAGGCUUACACAAGUGUAAUUCUCUUAUUGCACUCAACUCUCGCCUUGGUUGGUUAAUAUCAGGCAGAGUCUCACAAACUGAUUCAACAGCAUACGAACACAAUAUGGUCGUUAUGCAAACUAAAAUAGAGACAGAUCAGUUACUCAGACGAUUCUGGGAGAUCGAAGAGAAUUUACCUCACAAAAAACCAAGGACCGAUUUAGAAAUACAAUGUGAAGAACACUUCAAAAAUACUCACACUCGCAAUGAUGUCGGUCGAUACAUUGUACGGUUACCAUUUAAUAAUGAUCCUCCCACAAACCUUGGAGAUAUCAAAUCUCUAGCUAUCAGUCGCUUACAACAGAUGGAGAAACGCUUUACACGUAAACCUGAUUUCAAGGAAGAAUAUCACAAAUUCUUGAAGCAAUAUGAAUCACAAGGUCAUAUGAUGAUGGUUCCUGAAAAUGAAUUAGUAAAAGAAAAGGUAUAUUACUUACCUCACCACGCUGUCCUUAGGCCGACGAGUCUAAGUACCAAGCUACGUGUAGUAUUCGACGGAAGUGCUGCACCUGAAAAAGGAAAAUCAUUAAACGAUGAACUACUUAUUGGAUGUUCUCUUCAACAAGACAUUAGAGAUCUAAUAACUCGAUGGAGACAACAUAAAAUUUGUUUGGUAGCGGAUAUUCGACAGAUGUACCGGCAGAUUUUAGUAUCUAGCGAUGACGUUGAUUAUCAGCGAAUUUUGUGGCGAGAAUCUCCAACACAACCUAUAAAUGAGUACAGAUUACUUACCGUCACGUAUGGGACUUCUUGUGCUCCAUUUUUAGCCAUUCGUACACUUCAUCAAUUGGCUGAAGAUGAAAAGAACGAUUUUCCCAAUGAAGCUGACAUCUUGAAAACCGACGUGUACAUGGACGAUCUGAUGACCGGAGCGUCGACAACAGAAGAUGCUGUAAAGUUACAGAAAGCGUUGACGGAACUUUUGGGUCGUGGUGGAUUUCCUUUGCACAAAUGGUCUUCGAACAGUAAAGUGGUGUUAUCUCAAAUCCCAAACGAUGACAAGGAUUCUCAAAGUGCUGUAAAUAUUAAGGUUGAAGACACAAUUAAAACAUUAGGUAUUACCUGGAACUCGGAGACUGACAAUUUUGAACUUAAUGCAAAACUGUAUCAUGGUUAUGACAAAAUUACUAAAAGAAAUGUAUUAUCUACUAUUGCUAAAUCUUUCGAUCCACUAGGUUGGCUAACACCUGCAAUCAUACUACUUAAAAUCUUUAUGCAAAGGUUAUGGUUGGCUGGUUUAGAUUGGGACGAAGAUUUACCUACUGAUCUGAAAGAAGAAUGGGUUACUUACCUUGAUCGUUUCGAGCACAUUGAAAACAUUCAGUUCCCACGAUGGUUCGGGGUUUCAGAUGACACAGCGAAACGGGAGCUGCAUGGGUUCAGUGAUGCAUCUUGUGUCGCUUAUGCUGCGGUGGUGUACCUCAGGGUCUUAGGAGAUGAUGGUGAAAUAAGGGUCUACCUUGUCACUGCGAAAUCUAAAGUUGCUCCGCCAUCGCCAACGUCGUACUCUCCAAUCUUCACCAUCACUCCUCACACCCUCAUUGGUCUCAAGUCAGCAGCAAACAGUCACUCGCAGCAGCAAGCCAUCACUCAUCUUCAAGGGCAUCUACAGGACCAUCGCAGCCGACGCAACGCGCUUCCUGGUUCUGGCACCCGCAACUCUCUUCGACUUCAUCGACGCCGACGCACCCUGCAGCCCACGUCUGGACGCGCGCACUCACCGGCGUGGCAGCCAUGUAGGGACCGGUGCCAACAAGUCAUAUUCCGCUCACGACAGUCUCGACUCACCGCAGACUACGAGCUCAACCUACGCAUCCCGACUCACUGGGACAUCGAGUAA